UAAAAAAAGAUGAUUAUUGAUAAACAUAAUUAGAAUNGUUAAAACUGAUGGAACAGAUGAGGUUAAAACUGAUGGAACAGAUGCAGUUAAAACUGAUGGAACAGAUGAGGUUAAAACUGAUGGAACAGAUGAGGUGAAAACUGAUGGAACAGAUGCAGUUAAAACUGAUGGAACAGAUGAGGGUAAAACUGAUGGAACAGAUGCAGUUAAAACUGAUGGAGCAGACGCAGUUAAAACUGAUGGAACAGAUGCAGUUAAAACUGAAGGAACAGAUGAAGGUAAAACAGAUGGAACAGAUGAAGGUAAAACAGAUGAGGGUAAAAGUGAGGGAACUGAUGGAAAAACAGAAGGAGAUGUUUCAUCAACAAAAAAGCCCGAAAAUGAUAGUUCUAAGUCGGAAUAGGAAGUAACAACUUUAUUGAUUAUAAAAGGAACCUUGCGUUAUUUUAUAUUCAGAAUGCCAUUAUACUGGAGAUGAAUUAAAAUUAUGUGGAGCUCAUCCUGUUAUUCCAAAUGAUAUGAAAAAUUUUAAAGUUAAAUCAAUUAAAGUCCCUGAAGGUGUUUAAGUGACAUUCUUUAAUAAGCCUAACUUUGAUGAUGAAAGAUUGCAUGCAAAGACAGAAAUGGAAUGUCUUGAAACUCCAUUAAGAUUAAAUUUACUAGAAUUAAUGAAUAAUCUAAGAAUGUCAAAGCAAGUUAAUAUAAACUCAAUAUCAGUUACAAAAUGA
Paramecium sonneborni is the source of this 728-nucleotide messenger RNA. Lineage: Eukaryota; Ciliophora; Oligohymenophorea; Peniculida; Parameciidae. The record is from the annotation of a GenBank genome assembly.